Messenger RNA from Momordica charantia (bitter melon), 1235 nucleotides. RefSeq names its product Phosphoglycerate mutase family protein. Gene Ontology annotation, cellular component: cytosol; cytoplasm. Gene Ontology annotation, molecular function: phosphatase activity. Lineage: Eukaryota; Viridiplantae; Streptophyta; Magnoliopsida; Cucurbitales; Cucurbitaceae. The record is from RefSeq and is a predicted model, not a curated record.
CCCACAUUUUUCCUCAUGAUCAGCGUCCUGCGGUUUCAUUUCGUUUCAACUCCGGCGCCCAUUUCUUCUCAGAAGUCUCCGUCGCUGUCCCUCAAUCCGCCACGUCUACCGCCACCUUCACUCAAGAGGAUUUCGAUUUCGAAUGCCUUGAAUUUCAAUUCCCUCGAAGCUCGAUCACUCAGAUACGCCAUCUCUUCCAUGGCCGGCUCCGAUUUCAGCUAUGUGAACCCAGCAGUUGCUGAAAUUAUUGUAGUGCGGCAUGGUGAAACGGCUUGGAAUGCCGAUGGAAGAAUUCAGGGACACCUGGACGUUGAACUAAAUGAUGCUGGGCGACAGCAAGCAGUUGCAGUUGCUAAUCGGCUGGCCAAGGAGCCUAAAAUCUCUGCUGUAUACUCUUCUGACUUAAAAAGAGCUCUUGAAACUGCACAGAUAAUUGCAACUACAUGUGGUAAUCUGGAGGUUAUUAAAGAUCCUGACUUGAGGGAAAGACAUUUAGGAGAUCUUCAAGGUCUGGUAUAUCGUGAAGCGGUCACAACAAAACCGGAAGCUUGGGGGGCUUUGAGAUCUCACAGUUCAGAUCAAACAAUUCCGGGUGGUGGAGAAAGUUUGGACCAACUUUAUCAGCGUUGCACAUCUUCUUUGCAAAAGAUUGGAAAUAAGCAUAGAGGAGAACAAGUAGUUGUGGUCACUCACGGUGGUACGAUUCGAUCACUGUGUAAGCGAGCUCAGCAUCAUGGCGAUAGAGGAGGCAAGAUACUGAAUACAUCUGUGAAUAUAUUUCACUUGUCUGAUGGGGAGAAAUGGAAGAUUAAAUCAUGGGGUGAUAUUAGCCAUCUUCACCAGACAGAAUAUUUGCAGUCUGGAUUUGGAGGAGAUAAAAAUUCGGGGUAGGUAGACCGUUCCACGACACCUUUUGGCAUCAGUCGAUUCGAGCAAUAAUGCAGAUGAUCAGGUAAGUGAGUCCAAUUUGUUUAGGAAGAUUCAUGCUUUAAUCCUAAACAGUGGAUGAUAGACCUGCCAUUAUCAUACUUUAGUGAAUAAAUUAAAAUUAAUAAUGUUGGGAAGAAAUUUAAACCUGUAACCUAAACCUAUUUUUAGCAUAUCUGGAGGAUGUGAUUCCAACCUAUAAUCUGGGAAAGGUCAAAUUUGACCAAAUAAUGUUCAAUAUGACCUAGAAUGGUGCAUAUUGGUACUAUAGACAAGAUUAUGAACAUGCUGUACCUAUUUUGGAGAAA